UAAGUUUCAGAUCAGUUUGAAGAGUGUGGGCUAAAAUUUUAAGGAAAUAAAAUGGAACGCUGGCAAAACAAAGUGGCUGUAGUAACAGGGGCGAGUGCCGGCAUUGGUGCUGCAAUCGCCACGGAUUUAGUAAAAAAUGGUUUCAUUGUGGUCGCCCUGGCUCGACGUGUGGAACGCCUUCAGGAAAAUCAAAGCGCACUCCCGGCAAAUCUGCAGUCCCGGUACCAUUACAGAAAAUGUGAUGUUACCAAUGAAGAUCAAGUGAAAGAUACUUUCGUCUGGAUUGACACUAAAUUCGGAGGCACUGACGUUCUUGUUAACAAUGCCGGUGUUAUAUCUUUGGGGGUGGAAUUAUCGGGCGCAAAUAAUACUCAGUCUAUUCGAAAUACCGUAGAAACGAAUAUUAUGGGUGUUGUCUACUGCGUCCGGGAAGCGUUCAAUUCGAUGAAAAAGCGCAACUUUGAUGGUCACAUUGUGAUCAUAAAUAGCGUUGUUGGCCACAAAGUUCCCGUGACCCCCGUAGGUUCUCUGAACAUCUAUCCUCCUUCUAAGUAUGCUGUGACUGCAAUGGUUGAGACCUAUCGUCAGGAAUUUGCGAAUGCUGGAACCAAAGUAAAAGUUACGAGCAUCAGUCCUGGAGCUGUACUAACCGAAAUAAUUCAAAACAGCGAAGUUAGUAAAAUGGAGAAUUAUCCAAUGCUGGAUUCCGAAGAUGUGUCGAAUGCGGUGUUAUAUGUAUUAAGAACUCCUCCGCAUGUCCAGGUUCAUGAGUUAACUAUAAAGCCCGUUGGGGAGAAACUGUGAGCAACUGAUAUGAAGUGAA
This is a messenger RNA of Hermetia illucens (black soldier fly), 823 nucleotides long. Its product is annotated as farnesol dehydrogenase-like. The record is from RefSeq and is a predicted model, not a curated record. The coding region runs from base 52 to 804 and encodes 250 amino acids. The transcript has 3 exons. Lineage: Eukaryota; Metazoa; Arthropoda; Insecta; Diptera; Stratiomyidae.